Caenorhabditis remanei is the source of this 447-nucleotide messenger RNA. RefSeq lists its product as uncharacterized. The coding region runs from base 1 to 447 and encodes 148 amino acids. Gene Ontology annotation, molecular function: UDP-glycosyltransferase activity. The record is from RefSeq and is a predicted model, not a curated record. The transcript has a single exon. NCBI's taxonomy places the organism in Eukaryota, Metazoa, Nematoda, Chromadorea, Rhabditida, Rhabditidae.
AUGCAUGCUAUUGGAAUUCGAAAAACUAUAACAGCGACAUCUUGUGUGUUUUAUGAUGCAGUUGUGGAUGCAAUCGGAGAGCCAGUCGAUUUCAGUUAUGUACCCGGGCAAAUGAGUGCUUCUGGAGAUGAGAUGAGUAUGACUGAGAAAGUGGAAAACUAUCGGAUGUCGACGGCUUUGCAGAAACUAAACAUUUUCAUUUGGGAUCGAGAAACUCGUAUUUACAACAAAUAUUUGGGACCCCAGAUUCCUGAUUGGAGAGAUUUAAUGGCAGAUGCUUCACUUCAUUUUGUGAAUUCAGUUCCAUAUGUGGAUUAUCCGAGACUUGUUACCCAGAAGACGGUGCCAAUUGGUGGAAUUUCAGUGGACAUUCCGUCAAUAAAAUCUUCUGUUCUGCCUAAAGAUUGGAGUGAUGUCUUGGAUAAGAGGAGUUACAAUAUAUGUUGA